Messenger RNA from Papilio polytes (common Mormon), 4330 nucleotides. RefSeq names its product vasorin (gene haf). Bases 449 to 2995 code for a protein of 848 amino acids. The transcript is spliced from 5 exons. NCBI's taxonomy places the organism in Eukaryota, Metazoa, Arthropoda, Insecta, Lepidoptera, Papilionidae. The record is from RefSeq and is a predicted model, not a curated record. Gene Ontology annotation, molecular function: protein binding.
CCCAGAAUCAUCAGAUCCAGUCGGACGCGCGAUGCGCGAACGCUCUUGGUACCGUUAUAAUAUUGAAUUACAAAUGAGCAACAGACGCGGCCAGGAGGCGAGCGGCAAUGUACCAAGUUUUUCACGAUGCUGAGACGUCUAAUCGGUCGGUGAACCGUUUGUUUACCGUCAUCGGUGGCGGUGGCUAUGAGCGGCAUGGGAGUAGGUCGGGAGCGCCGGUGGGGCGCCGGCGACGCGGCCCGCAGUGCUACGCGCGUGCUAACCACGGACGCCGGCGCAUCAGACAUGUAUCUAAAUUCAACUAUCGAAACAAAUCUCUCGAGACUCGUUUGACAGUGACCUCGUGUGACUUAACGAUGAUAAACAAUUGGUGUUACUAAAAUAUUCGUGAGAGUGUUGACAAAGUGAACAUAGGAUUUUCUAAAUAUUUACCGAUAAUUAGAGCAGAAUGGGUCGUCACGCUCACGAAAAACUGAAAUCAUAUUUCGGGUUACUCCUGGUCAUGUUACAUCUCGCACAAGCGCAAUGUCCUUGGAAGGAUACGCCGAUACUACAAUCUACAUGCGUCUGCGCACUCAACUUGGCUCGGGAUCUCUCGGUACAAUGUGACCAGGUUGACUUCCCCAUGCUCCUGACUGCGCUUAACUCUAAUGCCCGCAAAAUAUCAAUUGACCUUUUAUAUAUAAACAACUCUACGAUACAAGUUCUAAGCGAUGACAUUUUCUCGAACCUUAAGAUUCAUAACUUACAAAUAUCUGGAUGCAAUGUGAAAAGAAUAGAAGACGACGCGUUUAGAGGACAAGGACCAUACCUGAAGAACUUGAAUUUACAAGACAAUGAAUUGUCGGAGGUACCCGUAAGAACACUCAGGAUUUUAACCAAUCUGUCAUUAUUAGAUUUAUCAAAAAACCGAAUAACACGCGUCGGUAACCACGCUUUUAUCACUCUGCAAAAACUAACGACACUAAAGUUGUCCGACAAUAACGUUACUUUGGCACCUCAAGCCUUGACAGGAUUAGAGAAUUCGCUUAAAAAUCUCAAUCUGAAAGGCACUAGACAGAAAGUUGUUCCAGAAUGUAUAAAAGGACUUCGUAGUUUAGCAUUUCUUGAUCUUUCUCAAAAUAGCAUUAGAGAGCUUCCUGGUCCUGAAGGAAGUCGAACUUUUGAAGGAUUAGAUUCCUUAACGGCGUUAAAUUUAGAAAGAAAUCUACUAGUUAACUUAAAAGAGGACGCGUUCAGCGGCAUCAAAAAAACUUUAAGUUCAUUAAGCUUACUAAAUAAUUUAUUGCCAGAAUUUCCCACAGCCGCAAUCGCAACUCUAACUGAACUAAGAGUAUUAGAUAUCGGAUUUAAUCUCUUAAACAAAGUACCGAUUGACGCUUUUUUGAAGAAUCCUUCUAUAACUUUGUUGGCAUUAGAUGGAAACCCAUUGCCUACUGUUCCAGAAAAGGCUUUAGCGCAUUUAAAUCACACACUUCGUGGCCUAAGCGUGGGAGGACGAUUCUUAAAUUGUGAUUGCCGCCUCCGCUGGAUAAUAGAAUGGAUACGUAGCGGUGAACUACAAGUUACCUCUCGUGAAAGGAAUCCACAAUUUUGCGGAAACCCUGCACGAUUCCGUGAUAGAGGCUUUUAUAGCUUUGAACCAAGUGAACUUAUUUGCGAUCAAGAGAGUACAACAAUUUUGGAGAAAUUGCUUCCAACCAUAAGUACGUCGACAUCUACGACGGAGAAAAAUGAUGUUAAUCUAAACACUAGUCCAAGUACCACAACGUCGACAACAAGCUUACGGACAACUUUAAGUUCAUCUACAACUGUGUUAACAACAACAGUUGCAAACGAAGAGCCGACAAGCAAGGCUAGCGUACAAGCUACAACUACUACAAGUGAUAAACCAAGUCGCAUACCAUCAGCAAAACCAGCGGUACCUAAUUGGAGGCACGGUACAAAUCAAAGACCUCCAUUAAUUAUGAACUUUCCUCAGCAAAAACCAAAAAUAGACGAUUCUAACGAAGUUAUCGUUAAAAAUGCUUAUCGUCAAGAUAACUCAGUAAUAAUCCAAUGGGAUUCGGAUGUUGCCAACAUACUCGGCUUCCGCGUUGUAUACCGAUUAUUUGGAGAUAAAAGUUUCAAACAAGGACCGCCGUUGGAAGCCAGUGAAAGAGAAUUUAAAAUAAAAAACGUCCCGUCACAGGAAUGUAUCGUCGUCUGUGUAAUUUCUUUGGAAGAAGUCCAUGUGAGUCCUGAGACAGUGCCAUACUCACAGUGCAGAGAAGUACGCACUGUAUCAGCAGCUGCCUCUAAUAUGGACAAAAUCACAAUAGCUGCGAGCGCAGCUAUUUGCGGAACUAUUGUAGUAGCGGUCCUUAUCUUUGCGGCGGCAUCACGUCGCCGAUCUCGGACCGUACAUCGACUGCACAACCAGGCACCUGAGAAGUUGCCCAGCGCCUGCUGCGGUGGUCUUCCAGGAACGCCGAGUCCCAACGGGCCACUGUCUUCACUAGCUACAAUCGGCGGUUUCGGAAAGCAGCGUGAGUGGGAUCAGGUGUCGGCUUAUAGUGCACGUUCGAUCCCCCGCGCACGUACCUAUACAGAACCGGCUGCUCCGGAACCCCUACCGGGCCGACCCGGCCGCGCUCGAUCCCUUGCAGACGGCCAGUCACAACAUAGUUUUUCCCAAUCCGGACGUUAUGGUCCACCAGCAUACCCAGGCAGUUUGUUAGGAUCGAGAGCCGAUCUACGUCAAUCGCGGCAGUCGUUGGGCGGAACUUCGGAACGCGCCUCGAGACUGUCGUUGAGCGGCGCUGCCGGGGGUGCGACAGGCGGCACCGCCGGCUCGAGAAGAAGGCCGCGGUCACGGUCGCGGCCGGCCAGUCGGUAUAGCGUCGGCUCUAUAGGACUAGGUUACUGUGACACGUCCGACAACUGGACGGAUCACGAUAUGGACAUUUAUAUGGCCCGAAAUCCGACUGCGCGGGGCGGGUUGGUGCCAUUAUAGCGCGGCGGAGAGACCGGUGCGAGGUACAGAGCGGAGUCACGACGGACGGGUGGUCGCUGCUCGCACUCGCGAAAGGGCCCCUCGGGCUACACCUCGGGGUGCACGCAUGAGCAUCGCUCGCGCGACCGUCGCCGCCGCUCGCUCCGUCGCACACGCAACAAGCAAGAUAAAUGCAUACACCGGACAUGGGAAAAUUAUGAUACCAACAGUUGAUAAGUCCCGAUUUUUAAUAACUUAUAACUACGUCGACGUUAGUUAGAAUACUUGACUGAAAUGUCUUUACACGAACCUAGGUAUAUUUAAUAAAUAAGAUUGUUUAUUAGGUAUUAAUAAUAAGCGAAACCCACUCGAACUUAAAUAAUAAAAGUUUACAAGUUGGGUUACAGAAAACGAUAUAUAACAUAAUGUGAUGUGAAUUUUCAUUGUAGAAAGAGAUAACUUUCUAAAUGCAAAAUGACAAUUAUAAAAAUAUUAAUAUUAUGAGUGUUUAACGAUUUGUUAAUGUUUAAAAUAAAUAUAGAAUUAUAUAAAGUACGUUAAAAAUAUCAAUGUACAUAAAAUAAACAUAGGUAUAACGCCCGGCAAACAUCUUGAACAUUUAGUUGCGCAGAAGUCGAUUUUUGGGUCUUUUUGGCGGGGCAAGGGGGGAUGCGCGCGCGCGCUCUGUUGCUAUUGGUUAAUCAGUCGACCUUUGCGUCCCGCUUCGUUCCCCAUGUUCCGUUUACUCCUGAAUACACUUAUCUCCAAUUUUGUUGGCCCAAUUUCGCUGUUACUUAUUUUCGGUAAUAAUUGUUUAUAAUUUUUUUCUAUUGUUGUUAUUAUUGAGUCUCAUUUGUUUAUUAUUGUUAAGUUUUAUUUGAUUGUUAUUGUUUUGACUUUUUGUGUUGAGUAUGCCACGAAAAGUAACAUUGUUCUAAAAAGACAAGCCAGGAAAAUAGUAUAUGAUGUAUAUUGUUUCAUGAAACAAGAAUCAUCUAAAGAAAUUGCACAAGCUGUUUAUGCAUGUCUGUCAUGUUCUUAAAAUUUAAAAUUGAAUUUUUCAUUCCUAAUUAUUAGUAAUACUCAAAAUAGGUCAAUUAUUUUGUCCAAAACGUACGUGCGCGAAACUUCCCCCACUACGCCGCUUUUUGUUCAAGGAGUUUGCUGGGCGUUAUAUGUGUUUUAAAUUAAUCAAUGAAUUCUUACAGCAAUUGUUCAAAAGCAAUACACAAUGUGUGAAGUAAAUACUGCUAGUCACAAUUGUUUUCAUUUAUUAAUGCACAAGAUUAUAUAUUUACCAUUUAGGUAGUAAAUGUACAUAAAAUAUUAAAAAUACUAUGGUACUUAUUCAUGAUU